CAAUUGCUAUUUAUAAAUUGAUCCAAGUUAAAAUGGCCGUUGACUUUGCAGCAUUUGUGAUUCAACGUCAAAUAAAUCAAAAAUAAUUUUAAAUAAAUGUGUUUCAGUUUAAUAGUCGUCUAUAUCUAAUGCAUAGGCUCAAAUCUAAGUAAACCUAAUGAACUAACAUUGUGAGGAAUAUAUAAAAUGAUCGUACAGGAACCCGUACAGGCUGCCAUAUGGCACUGCUUGAAUCAUUAUGAUUAUUCUGAUGCUGUUUUUCUGUCAGAGAGAUUGUAUGCUGAAGUCAAGUCUGAUGAUAGUUUAUACCUUUUGGCAACGGCAUAUUACAGAAGUGGUCAAAAGGAUCAUGCAUACCACAUACUCAAAGAAAGAACAGAUGCUUCAACACAAUGUAGAUACUUGUUUGGAAUAUGUGCUUAUGAUCUAGAAAAAUACGCUGAAGCUGAAGCAGCGUUGCUACAUAAAACUAGUGCUACAUCAGAUAAUUUCGACGACAUCGCUGCCGAAUAUGGCGAACAGGCAUCAUUCGCUUUGUCUUUGUUGGGUAAUAUAGCAGCCAAAACUGAAAGAAAACCAAGGGCCAUAGACGCAUGGAGAAGAGCUCUAAAGCUGAAUCCAUUUCAGUGGUCAAGUUUUGAAAAUUUAUGCAAAAUUGGAGAUAAACCGAACCCUCAAAAUUUAUUCCAAAUUUCGGGUAUCGAAAAUUUGCCGAUGUGCCAGGGAAAUAACAUUAAUAAUAUUGAUAGUGUCAUUAUAACAAAUAGUACUCCAAAUCAAGAUAAUCAAGAAGCAUACGGUACACCGCCCCAACAGAUUAUUGUAAAUUUUAACCCAACUUUAAAUUCGAGCACAAAAAUAUGUACUCCAGAUGAAAAUCCUUUGUGCACUCAGCCUGUGUGGCUUUCAGGAUGUGUUCCCCUUGGUCCCAGAGUGAAAUCAAUGAGGCCUCGUAUAGAACCUGCUAGUAACGGUAGUCCUCAACCUACUUUUGGACUCUUUUUCGACAACUCCACUACAGACGCGUAUUUUGGAACUCCUAAUUUAGUUUCACAACCAAAACUCACCGAAUCGAAUAAUCACCAUCAGUCACUGGCCAAAAGAAUGAAAGCCCAAGUAGAUCAGUUAAUGAAUAGAAAAGAAAUUCUUCCAAACUGUAAACCAUUGUUUAGUCAGUCAACCAACGUAACGAAGACUCCAACAAUACCUCUAACUGUACAGCCUUGUCCAAGGCGAAGUUCUCGUUUAUUUAGCAAUAGUUAUUCAGUCAAAGAAAAUACUAAAUCUGCUAACCAAAAUAAAUUUGCUACACCAAAAUCGCCGUCAAGAAAAACGAAACGAAUUACAAAAUGCAAUUUAAAUAAAAAUUCAACGUAUACAGAAUUAAACACGAGAAAUAAGCUUGAGAAAGAGAAAAGUGAAACAGUCACAUCUACAGACACAAAAAAUGAAAAAAGUGCAAUAAGUAAUAAUAGUAGUAAUAGUAUUGAGAGCUGUGUCCAACAAGCGAUUUUAAUGCAGAAGCAAAGUGCAGAGGGGUUAAUGUGUCUUCUUAGAAAUUUAGGGCAAGCUUAUUUAAAUUUAUCAAAUUUUGACUGUAAGGCCGCUAUAGAGGAACUAAACUCGUUGCCUCCAAAUCAGUUUGAAACGUCGUGGGUAUACUGUUUGAUGGGUCUCGCUUAUUUUGAGCUCUCAGAUUAUGAAUUUAGCAUUAAAUACUUUAGUAGAGUGCACAACUCGGAACCGUAUAGAAUACAGUUUAUGGAUAUUUAUUCAACCGCUUUAUGGCAGUUACAAAAAGAGGUGGCCCUAUCAGCAUUAGCUCAAGAUUUAAUAAAUCUAAACAAAAAUUCUCCUAUUACCUGGUGCGUCAGCGGGAAUUGUUUUUCACUGCACAAAGAACACGACACGGCUAUUAAAUUUUUCCAAAGAGCGGUUCAAGUGGAUCCGCAUUUUCCUUACGCCUAUACACUCCUUGGACAUGAGUAUAUUACAACAGAAGAGUUGGAUAAGGCCAUGAGUUGUUUCAGAAAUGCAAUUCGGUUAGACUCACGACAUUAUAACGCAUGGUUUGGCAUUGGUACAAUUUAUUCAAAACAGGAAAGAUACCAUUUGGCAGAAAUAAAUUACUCUCGAGCACUGGAUAUUAAUCAUCAAAGUUCUGUUGUCCUGUGCCAUAUAGGUAUUGUUCAACACGCGUUGAAGCAGACUGAAAAAGCUCUAAAGACUUUCAACGUAGCCAUAACAAAUAACCCAAAAAGUCCUUUAUGUAAAUUUCACAGAAGUUCUAUUUAUUUUGCCUUAGGCAGGCAUGCAGAAGCAUUAAAAGAGUUGGAGGAAUUAAAAGAAAUGGUCCCCAAAGAGUCACUAGUUUAUUACUUAAUAGGCAAAGUUCAUAAAAAAUUAGGCAAUAAGGAUCUAGCGUUAAUGCACUUUAGUUGGGCAACUGAUUUAGACCCGAAAGGCGCUAGCAGUCAAAUUAAAGAAGCUUUUGACCCUUCCAUUGGAAGAAGUGCUACAGCAGCAGAGUCGCCUGCUUCACCCGCUAAUGAAGAUUUUCCUUCUGAAAGUACUUCUGGUUUGCAACCGCAAGCUUUAAAUUUUGAGCAUCUUCCAGACGAUAGUGAAGAUAGUUUUUAAUACUGUGAACACCAAUUUCAUUCUUUUUUUACAGAGUAUUUUUCUUAUUUCAAACAAAUGUGUGAUUAAACUGCGAAUUUCAAGACGUUUGGUUAAUUUUAUCAAAAUCUGAGUUUUAUUCAACAACAGGUAGAUUCAUAUUUUAUUUGCACCUCUAAGUUAACACACUAAAUUGUGAAACAUGUGUUCGUAAAUUAUAGAUAUGUCCUUACAAAUAUAUGUGACAUGAGAAUUAAUGUAUGAUUUCAGUACUGAUGUAUAUUAUAGAUUUUAUUUAACCUUUUUUAAUACGUGUAAAUUUAUAUUAUUGUAAUUUUGAAACCAUAGAAUUAUUUUUUUAUACUGCAUUAUAUUUAGUUUCCUCUUUGUGUAAAAAGUUUGACAAUGUAACAAAUAAAAUAUUUACGACAACAUACCCCGUUUCGUCGGCAAAAAUUUUGU
Zophobas morio is the source of this 3081-nucleotide messenger RNA. It is a transcript of the gene Cdc27, whose product is annotated as cell division cycle protein 27 homolog. NCBI's taxonomy places the organism in Eukaryota, Metazoa, Arthropoda, Insecta, Coleoptera, Tenebrionidae. Gene Ontology annotation, biological process: protein ubiquitination; metaphase/anaphase transition of mitotic cell cycle; anaphase-promoting complex-dependent catabolic process. The transcript is spliced from 5 exons. The coding region runs from base 187 to 2640 and encodes 817 amino acids. Gene Ontology annotation, molecular function: protein binding. The record is from RefSeq and is a predicted model, not a curated record. Gene Ontology annotation, cellular component: anaphase-promoting complex; cytoplasm.